AUGUCCCUUCAGCCAUGGAUUCUGACCUACUUUUGCCUGCUCACCUCUGGAACCAGUGGGUCCUUCUUCAAAGCAAAUUAUUCCAGAAGCUAUCCCUGUGAUGAGAAAAGACAUAAGGCCCUUGUGAUUGCAGAAUGCAAUGAACGUCGACUACAAGAAGUUCCCCAAACUAUAGGCAAAUACGUGACAGAAAUAGACUUGUCUGACAAUUUCAUCACGCACAUAACAAGCGAGUCCUUUCAAGAGCUGCAAAACCUCACUAAAAUAAAUCUGAACCGCAAUGCCAAUCAACAGCACCCAAAUGAAAAUAAAAAUGGUAUGAAUAUUACAGAUGGGGCAUUCCUUAACCUAAGUAAUCUAAAGGUGUUACUGCUUGAAGACAACCAGUUAGAUGCUAUGCCUGCUGGCCUGCCUGAGUCUUUGACAGAACUUAGCCUGAUUCAAAACAAUAUAAUUAUGGUAACUAAAAACAACACUCUGGGGCUUAGGAACUUGGAAAGACUCUAUUUGGGUUGGAACUGCUAUUUUUAUUGUAAUCAAAACUUUAUUGUGGAAGAUGGGGCAUUUCAAAACCUUACACACUUGAAAGAGCUCUCAUUAUCUUUCAACAGUCUUGUUCACGUGCCUCCCAAACUACCAAGCUCCCUAACAAAACUUUUUCUGAGCAAUGCCAAGAUCAUGAAUAUAACUGAGGAAGACUUCAAGGGACUGGAACAAUUAAUAGUACUAGAUUUGAGUGGAAACUGUCCGAUGUGUUUCAAUGCCCCAUUUAAUUGUACACCUUGCAGGAUAAACUCGUCCCUCAACAUACAUCGUCUUGCUUUUCGAAGUCUCACCCAACUUCGCUAUCUAAACCUCUCCAGCACUUCCCUCCAGUCGAUUCCUUCCACCUGGUUCGACAAUCUGACAAAUCUGAAGGAACUCUAUCUUGAAUUCAACUAUUUAGUGCAAGAAAUUGCCUCAGGGGAAUUCUUAACAAAACUACCCAGUUUACAAAUCCUUGAUCUGUCUUUCAACUUUCAACAUGAAAAACAUUUACAGUCUAUUACUAUUUCCCCAAACUUCUCUAUGCUUCAUUCUCUCAAGAAAUUGCACUUAAAGGGCUUUGUGUUCCGAGAACUUAAACGGGAACAUUUCAAGCCCCUCCAGAGUCUUCCAAACUUAACGACUAUCAACUUGGGCAUUAACUUUAUUACAAAAAUUGAUUUUAAAGUUUUCCAAGAUUUUCGCAACCUGAAAGUUAUUUACUUGUCAGGAAACCGUAUAUCACCUCCAGCAGAUUGUACAAACAGCAUCUCUUUGCCAAAUCAUAUUCUUAAACCUCGCUCAACAGUCCCUGAGUUUGAUCCACACUCGAAUUUUUAUCAUAGCACCAAACCUUUAAUAAAAAAGCAGUGUACUAAUUAUGGAAAGGCCUUGGAUUUAAGUUUGAACAAUAUUUUCUUUAUUGGGAAAAAUCAGUUUGAAGGUUUUCAGGACAUUGCCUGCUUAAAUCUGUCCUUCAAUGCCAACAAUCAAGUGUUGAAUGGCACAGAAUUCUCAGCCAUGCCCCACAUCAAAUAUUUGGAUUUAUCCAACAACAGAUUAGACUUUGAUGAUAACAAGGCUUUCAGUGAACUUCACAACCUAGAAGUGCUUGACCUGAGUCACAAUGCACACUAUUUCAGUAUUGCAGGGGUAACACACCGUCUAGGAUUUAUCCAGAACUUAAUAAGCCUCAAGGUGUUAAACCUGAGCUACAAUGGCAUUUACACCCUCACAGAGGACAAAGAGCUGAAAAGCAUGUCCCUGAAUGAAUUGGUUUUUAGCGGAAACCGCCUUGACCUUUUGUGGAAUGCAGAUGAUAACAGCUACUGGACCAUUUUCAGAAAUCUCCACAAUCUGACACACCUGGACUUAUCUUACAAUAACCUUCAACAAAUCCCAAAUGAAGCAUUCCUCAGCUUGCCCCAGAGCCUCAAAGAGUUACGUAUCAAUGGUAACAAGCUACGUUUCUUUAACUGGACAUCACUCCAGCAUUUUCCUCAGCUCUAUUUGCUGGACUUGCGGAGAAACAAGCUGUAUUUUCUAAGCAAUUGCCUAUCUAAGUUUACACAUUCCCUGCAGACACUGCUGCUGAGUAACAAUAAGUUCUCUCACCUGCCCUCUGGCUUCCUCGCUGAAGCCAGUAGUCUGGUGCACCUGGAUCUAAGUUUCAACAUGAUAAAGAUGAUCAAUAAGUCCUCCCUGCAAACUAAGACUAAAACAAACUUGUCUGUUCUAGAACUAAGUGGGAACCAUUUUGACUGCACAUGUGACAUAAGUGAUUUUCGAAUCUGGAUAGAUGAUGAAAAUGUGCAUACCACAAUUCCUAGACUGGUAGAUGUUAUUUGUUCCAGUCCUGGGGAUCAAAAAGGGAAGAGUAUCAUGAGUCUAGAGCUCAUGACUUGUCUUUCAGAUACCACUGCAGCAAUCCUGUUUUCCCUCACAUUCCUUAUCACCUCUAUGGUUAUGUUGACUGCCUUGGUUCAUCGUCUGUUUUACUGGGAUGUUUGGUUUAUCUAUCACAUGUGUUCAGCGAAGCUAAGAGGCUACAGGUCUUUGGCCACAUCCCGAACUUUCUAUGAUGCUUACAUUUCUUAUGACACCAAAGAUGUGUCUGUUACUGACUGGGUAAUCAAUGAGCUUCGUUAUCAUCUUGAAGAGAGUGAAGACAAAAACGUCCUCCUUUGCUUAGAGGAGAGGGAUUGGGAUCCAGGAUUAGCCAUUAUCGAUAACCUCAUGCAGAGCAUAAACCAGAGCAAGAAAACGAUCUUUGUUUUAACCAAAAAAUAUGCCAAGAGCUGGAACUUUAAAACAGCUUUCUACUUGGCCUUGCAAAGACUGAUGGAUGAGAACAUGGAUGUGAUUAUCUUCAUUCUCCUAGAACCUGUGUUACAGUACUCACAGUACCUGAGGCUGCGGAGGAAAAUUUGUAAGAGCUCCAUUCUUCAGUGGCCUGACAACCCCAAAGCAGAAAACUUGUUUUGGCAAAGUCUAAAAAAUGUAGUCUUGACUGAAAAUGAUUCGCGGUAUAACAAUUUGUACAUUGAUUCCAUUAGGCAAUACUAA
Peromyscus californicus insignis is the source of this 3090-nucleotide messenger RNA. It is a transcript of the gene Tlr8, whose product is annotated as toll like receptor 8. NCBI's taxonomy places the organism in Eukaryota, Metazoa, Chordata, Mammalia, Rodentia, Cricetidae. Gene Ontology annotation, cellular component: plasma membrane. Gene Ontology annotation, biological process: positive regulation of interleukin-6 production; canonical NF-kappaB signal transduction; toll-like receptor signaling pathway. Gene Ontology annotation, molecular function: protein binding; pattern recognition receptor activity. The coding region runs from base 1 to 3090 and encodes 1029 amino acids. The record is from RefSeq and is a predicted model, not a curated record. The transcript has a single exon.